Labeo rohita (rohu) is the source of this 5042-nucleotide messenger RNA. RefSeq names its product myomesin 2a (gene myom2a). Gene Ontology annotation, molecular function: protein binding. NCBI's taxonomy places the organism in Eukaryota, Metazoa, Chordata, Actinopteri, Cypriniformes, Cyprinidae. Bases 134 to 4639 code for a protein of 1501 amino acids. The transcript has 39 exons. The record is from RefSeq and is a predicted model, not a curated record.
GAGUGAAGGCAUUCCCUAAGUGAGCGCAUUAUUUUUGUUCCAUCAGCAGGAGCUUUCCAACUGCUCUCAGGCUGCUCUUCCAACACUCAAAGCUCUUCUUUUCUCUUGGGGUCUUUUUCAGAGUGUUCCCGACAUGCCUGCGAAGGGCGUUACACUUUAUCGGCAGGAGCAAACGCAACAUCAAAGCUCAAAACAUGUUGUCCAACACUCAAGAAAAUCCAGCUCUCGGGUAGUGAAGAAGGAGCAGGUCCAGGCCACUGAGGCUAUGGCGGAACAAGCCUACACAGUGCCAGCCUUCAGGGAGAGGGCUCCUGAAGGCAUGCAGGAGUAUCAGAGAAUGGCGGCUCACUUUGGAAGAGAUUUGGUUCAGCUGCAGCAGGAGCUGCACAGGAUGAAAGUGGCCACGAAAGAGCAAGUGGAAAAUAUUGAGAUCACUAGAGAGGUGAAGGGAAUGAUGCCUUUGAGGAAGGAUUAUCCUGUUGAGUUUCCCAAAGCACCGGACUUCCUGGUCAGUCUGAGAUCUCACACUGUGUGGGAAAAGACUCCCGUCAAGCUGUUCUGCACUGUGUCCGGCCAACCCAACCCUAUUGUCAAAUGGUAUAGGAAUAAUGUUCCCAUUGAACCCUUGAGUGCUCCUGGAAAGUACAAAAUUGAGAACAAGUAUGGUGUUCACAGUCUGAUUAUUAGCAGAUGUGCUGUUACUGAUUCUGGAGUGUACAGUGCUGUGGCAACCAAUUCGCAUGGAAAGGCCACUUCCAAGGCUACUGUCUGUGUCAGGAGGCCACUAGGGGGAGGAGAGCUAUCCCAUCUGCCAGGAUUAGUUCCUCUUGGCGGCAUUCAUCCCAGUAAGCUUGAGGUAACCAUGCUAGCAUCAUUUGGAGUGACGUUUGGUACCGAGGGAGAGUCUGUUAGCUUGGUGGCCAACAUGGUGGUGGUGCCUGAUCUGCCAAACCUGCCACCCGAGGCCAUGUGGUACAGAGACGAUACUUUGCUAAUACCAUCCAGGUGGGCUGAGAUGUCUAUUGGUGGUGGAGUCGCCAAGCUCACUCUUCCUCACCUGAACAAGGAUGAUGAGGGUCUUUACACGCUUCGCAUUUGGACCAAGGAUGGAACUGCAGAACACAGCGCUUACCUGUUUGUUAAAGAUGCCACUCCCACAGUGGCUGGGGCCCCUGGAGCCCCCAUGGAUGUUACAGUGACUGAUGUCAACGCGGAUUACGUCCUGGUCUCCUGGAAACCUCCAAACACCACCCAUGAGGCUCCCAUCACUGGAUACUUUGUGGACAGACGUAAGUCAGGAACUAAGGACUGGGUCCAGUGCAAUGACUCCCCUGUGAAAGUGUGUAAGCUGCCCGUCCACGGCCUGACCGAGGGGGCUUCCUAUCACUUCAGAGUGAGGGCUGUGAACAAAGAUGGCAUCAGUCUGCCUUCUAGGAUGUCUUCUGGAGUGAUCCCUGGUGAAGUGGAGAGUGAUGUGCAAGUGAUUAAAAUCGAAGGGAAAUAUGACAUUGCGAUUCGACAGGAGGAUCUACAAGGAGUGUAUGUAACAAUACCAGAUCCACCCACCAAUGUGCAUGCUACAGAAAUAAACAAAACAUACAUUGUUCUGAGCUGGACACCACCUAGCCCUCGUGGACGGGCACCUGUGUGGUACCUCAUUGAGAAGUGUGUAGGUGACAGUCACAUCUGGCAGAGAGUCAACACUGCAGUGCAGCUACGAUCUCCCCGUUACCCUGUUUACGAUAUGGAGGACAAGAAAUCUUACCGUUUCCGCGUAAUCACUGUCAACAAGUAUGGCUCAAGUGAGCCAUCAGAGCCCACAGCACCCAUCGAAAAGGUGGACCCUUAUGGUGUUGUUUCGAACAUUGGUGUCCCCUCUGCCCCAGGACAGGUGAUUGCUUCCAGAAACACCAAAACAUCUGCUUUUGUGCAGUGGGAGGCCCCAAAACAUGCCACCAACCUCAUGGGUUACUAUGUGGAUGCCUCUCUGGUUGGCUCCAAGAAGUGGUUCCCUUGCAACCACAGGCCUUACAAACACACCAGGUUUGUGGUCCAUGGUUUGGUCCCAGGAGAUACUUACGUGUUUCGUGUGCAAGCCGUGAAUGCUUAUGGUUUGAGUGAAGAAUCACAGGAAUCUGCUCCUCUCUUCAUUGAUGCUGCUCUUUUUGGGGCAGUGGAGUAUGCUACUCCCUCCGCCCCAUACGGCAUCUCUUUGCUGAACUGUAAUGGAUCCUCCAUGACCCUGGCCUGGAAACGCCCCAAAAACACGGGCGGCUCUAAGAUCACGUCAUACUACCUGGACAAGCGCGAGGCUGGAAAAGUGGACUGGAAGGAGGUUAGCCCCAAUCCGGCUGCCCACAGGACCUUCACGGUGGAGAAUCUGACUGCUGGAGUUUUCUAUGAGUUCAAGGUUCAGGCUGCUAACUUGGCUGGAGUUGGCCUGCCAUCUGAGCCUAGCAGAGCUUUUGCCUGUGAGGCCUGGACAAUGGCUGAACCAGGCCCAGCAUAUGACAUUAGUUUCUGGGAGGUACGUGAUACCUCCAUCCUGGUGCAGUGGAAGGCUCCUGUGUACGCCGGAGAUGCUCCCAUCACUGGCUACUUUUUGGACAUGGCUAAAAAGGGCUCAUCAGAUUUUGUUGCUGUUAAUGCUGAGCCAAUUGCGCGUUGUUAUUUGAAGGUGGCUGGACUAGAGACUGGAGCGUCGUAUGUGUUCAGAGUGCGGGCUGUGAAUGUUAAAGGUGUUGGAAAAGCCUCAGAUGUGUCCGAUCCUGUGUGUGCAAAAGCGCUGCCAGGUACAAAGGAGAUUGUAUGUGGUGUGGAUGAAGAGACAGGAGACAUUUUCUUGAACUUUGAAGCUUGUGAAGUUUCUGAGACCUCUAAGUUCACAUGGUCCAAGUCCUACAAAGAAAUCACUGAAUCAAACAGGGUCUCCAUCACAUCCUCUGGAAGACACUCUAAGCUGACUUUUGUAAACGCUGAAAAGGAGGAUUUGGGCAUCUACUCUGUCGCAGUGAGCGAUACAGAUGGAGUUUCAUCCAGUUACUCUGUCAAUGAAGAAGAGCUCAAAAAAAUGCUUGAGCUGAGCUACAACAUCAAACAUCCCAUUGUUCCACUGAAAACGGAGCUGAACUAUGAGAUUCUGGAGAAGGGUCACGUGCGUUUCUGGGUUCAGGCUCUGAAGUUGUCCUCCUCUGUCAACUACAGAUUCGUUGUGAAUGAUAAAGCCAUCACAAGUUCUGAGGGUUACAAAAUCAGCCAUGAUGCUGCUACUGGAAUCAUCCAGAUGACUAUUGAGCACUUCACCAGGGCCAAUGAAGGCACUUACACUGUUCAGAUCCAAGAUGGCAAGGCCAAGAGCCAAAGCUCACUGGUUCUUGUGGGAGACGCAUUCAAAGUUGCUCUGAAGGAAGCAGACUUCCAAAGAAAAGAGCACAUCAGAAAACAAGGCCCUCACUUCUCAGAGUAUCUGUCUUUCCAUGUGACUGAUGACUGCACAGUGAUGCUUGUCUGCAAGCUGGCCAAUGUGAAAAAAGAGACGACAUUUACCUGGUUUAAAGAAGAUGAAGAAAUUACCGUUGAUGUUGCACCAAACCCGAUGUCUGGAUCUUGCUCUCUUCCAAUCCCCAUGUUCUCCAGGAAAGACCAAGGAGUUUACAAAGCUGUACUGGGUGAUGACCGUGGAAAGGACACCUCUGUCUAUGAUAUUUCUGGCAAAGUGUUUGAGGAUAUCAUCAAUGCCAUCGCCAGUAUUGCUGGUUCCUCUGCCUCUGACUUGGUUCUUCAGUGCACACCAGAGGGUAUCAGACUGCAAUGCUACAUGAAGUACUACACAGAGGAGAUGAAAACUAGCUGGUUUCAUAGAGAGAGUAAGAUUUCUUCCUCUGAGAAGAUGAGAAUCGGAGGCACAUCUGAGAUGGCCUGGAUGCAGAUCUGUGAGCCCACAGAUAAGGAAAAGGGUCAUUAUACCAUUGAGAUCCAUGAUGGAAAAAAAUCACACUCUCGCACCUUUGACCUGUCUGGACAAGCAUACACUGAUGCCUAUGCAGAAUUCCAAAGACUUAAAGCUGCUGCCUUUGCUGAGAAGAACCGUGGAAGAGUGCUAGGUGGCCUGCCAGAUGUUGUCACCAUUAUGGAAAAGAAGAGCCUGAGUCUAACUUGCACAGUGUGGGGUGACCCCAACCCAGAGGUCACCUGGUUUAAGAAUGAGCAGGAAGUUGUGUCCGACGACCGCUACAAGAUCACCUUCGAGGGUGGCAAGUUCGCCAGCCUCACUAUCAAAAAUGUGUACGUGGAAGAUUCUGGAAAGUACAGCAUCAAUGUGCGGAACAAGUACGGAGGUGAAUUCGUGGAGAUCACAGUCAGCGUCUACAAACAAGGCGAAGAAAUCCCUGAGCCCAAACUGGGACAGAUGGCCAAGCCCGUUGUUACCCCCAAGCCAGCUACACCCGCUCCACAGCCCGCGAAGACCCCGACUCCUCAAACUCCAACGCCCUCCGUGAAGUCCCCAACCCCUACUCCACCUUCCUCUGUGAAAUCUCCCACUCCAACUCCAGCUCCUAAAUCACCCACCCCACCCAGAUCCAUGAGAUCCCCCACCCCGCCAAGAUCCAUGAGAUCCCCUACCCCAACUAAGAAGUAACUAGUAAACUAUGGCUUAUAGAAUCUGAAGAUACGUGAAGUAUUGAUAGAGUUGAUGUAUAGUCUUUCAGUUCGAAUCAACUGAAGAUCUGUUUUAGUUUGCUGCAGUAGUCUACAAAUCAAAAUCUAUCACUGGUACAGUUGUGAGGUUAAAUAUCUGAGGGAAGUGUCCUUUACUCCAGUGUACCAGUUUUCAUCUCUGAAAUAGAGUCAAAAAAUAGGAAGAAUGUGUUUUAUGUAAUGCUUUCGCACCCAAAUGAUAAGAAAGUUGCUAAAGUGCUGUUGGGUCGGUCAAAAAUCAUCACAUAACAGCCACCACUGUCUUAUCUGUUUUUGUUCAGUACCCUUUAAAUGCUUGUUGGUGCCAAUAAAGAUCAGCCGUCUCCUCUUUGGAGUGGAUCUUC